Molecule: messenger RNA, 788 nt
Organism: Syzygium oleosum
Lineage: Eukaryota; Viridiplantae; Streptophyta; Magnoliopsida; Myrtales; Myrtaceae
Product: sulfated surface glycoprotein 185
Exons: 3
Coding region: 35-718 (227 amino acids)
Cellular component (GO): chloroplast
Source: RefSeq, a predicted model, not a curated record
ACUGAAUUUGAGCGCCACAGGACCGGAGGCAAUAAUGGAGGAAAACCAGGACACGAAAAUAUCAGACAUCGGACAGGCAGAUAUGGCUUUGUAUUGUCGCGCGGUUUCGCUUCACCGAGCGCCUCCCUCCGCCGCUCCGCCCCAGCCCCCGCCGCCCCUGAUCCCGAAACAGAGACCUUCUCCUCCUCCUGCUCCUCCUCACUUCAAGCUCUCGUCUUCGUCCGCCCCGCCGUCUCCGAGCUCCGGCGUCUCUCCUCCCUCCUGUUUCAAAGCACUCGCUCGGACCGAGAGGGCCGAUGGCGGCGAGGUCGCCAAAGAGGACCCUCCUGGUUCUUCCUCUGGAUCACUCUCUUCUGCUCGUACACAACUGGAUCUUCUGGAGCAACUGACUGCUUCUAGUUCGAGCACGACAGUGAACGGCCACAAGGGCGACGGUAUCAUCGGUAAACUCACCAUCCGCGACCAACUUGCGCAAUUGUUUGGGGACGGAGGAGGAGAUUUCAGUGUUCCCUUGGGUAAGAAGAACUUGAAGAAGGUGAGCGAAAAGUUCUUAACCAUCUCGCAGAAGAGAAACAUCAAAAGACAAGCUUACCUGGAUGAAGUGUCUCAGAGGAACGAUUCGGUUUUUUUCGCCACUAUCGGAGCGUUUGUAAUUCUUCCGCCCAUCGUAAUUCUAGGGAUAGCUAUAAUAACUGGUUAUGUGCAGCUUUUUCCAUGAGAAUUUUAAUAGAUCUUAUACACAGAUUAUGGCAUCCUAGUCAACACGAGGCUGUUGUUAGUUUCAGUUA